Messenger RNA from Lactuca virosa, 2355 nucleotides. The record is from the annotation of a GenBank genome assembly. NCBI's taxonomy places the organism in Eukaryota, Viridiplantae, Streptophyta, Magnoliopsida, Asterales, Asteraceae.
AUGGAAGACGUGCUAAGCAGUCGGCAAGAAAAAUGUCAACUCUUUGCGCGGCAAUUCACAAUCCACGAAGUCUUCUGGAGUACCAAUUGACGAUGCUCAACUUUCAAUUGUCGAAUUAAAAACAAUGAUAGAGCAAUUCCAUUGAAAAUCCUAUGACGCACAUUCCCGAAAGGUACAACAGCGAAAAUAAUUCUUGAUUUGCGUAGUAAUUUGGGGAGAAACAAUAUCGAUCUGUAUGUGUUUGACUAGGAAUAAGAAUGCUUUCAGGCCAUGUCCCUAACGCUUAUCUGUAACUACGAUCACAUAUUUGAGAAUCCCUUCCAGUUAAAGUCCUAGUUCGUAUCUACCGUCUUCUUUCCUACCGGUAUGGAUGCUGAAUCAUCCUCGUCCUUAGAGCUGCCACAUCAGUGCCGUCAAUUUACGAUUUCCGAGAUUCACUCCGCAACCCAAAACUUUGAUUAUUCACUGGUAAUCGGGCGAGGGGGGUUCGGCAUAGUGUACAAAGGAACCAUCACUAAUGGGGAAACUCAUUUGGUUGCCGCCAUUAAGCGCCUAGACUCAACCUCCAAUCAAGGAGCAGCAGAGUUCUGGAAUGAAGUACAAAUGCUUUCUAAGUUAAGGCACUGUCACUUGGUGUCUUUGAUUGGUUACUGCAAUGAUGGGCAAGAGAUGAUCCUUGUUUACGAAUAUAUGCCCCAUGGAACCCUUGAAGAUCAUCUUCACAAAUUUCAGAGUCCUUUACCUUGGGUCAGACGACUCAAAAUAUGUAUAGGAGCGGCUCGCGGACUAGAUUACCUUCACAAUGGUACGGGUAUUAAGCAUGGAAUUAUACAUCGCGAUGUGAAAAGCUCAAAUAUAUUGUUAGAUGACAGCUGGGCUGCUAAGGUGUCAGAUUUUGGGUUGUCCAAACUAGGUCCCAUAAAUCAACCCUCCACUUAUGUUAACACUUUUGUUAAAGGCACUUUUGGAUACCUGGAUCCAGACUACUAUGCAAGCGGUAGGCUGACAAGAAAGUCUGAUGUGUAUGCCUUUGGGGUAGUGCUAUUUGAAGUCCUGAGUGGAAAACAAGCGGUGGAUAGUAGUCUUGAUGAGGAGCAUUGGGGUUUAGUAAAUUGGGCUCAAGAAUCUAUGAAAGAAGGAAGGCUAAAGCAAAUCGUUGAGUAUAGUAUAAGGGGGAGAAUCUUGCCUAAAUGUUUGAAGGACUUUGGACGGAUUGCAGAUCGGUGUUUGCAUAGCAAUCCAAAGCAACGACCUACAAUGGCAGAGGUUGUCUUCUGUCUUGAGUCUAUAUUAGCUUUACAGGAGAAAGCCAAUCACACAUUGCAACCUUCAGGCUUGGGAAUAUUUGGUAAUAAGGUGUCAGGGCUUCUGUCUUGGUCCAAUGGUGAAAAAUCUGGUUGGAGUAAAAGAUCUUUGGAGUUAUUCUUUGAUACUAUUGGAGUUGGAAACAAAAUAUUACGUAGGUUUGAGUUUGGAACUAUCAAUGUCGCAACUGAGAACUUCUCUGAGGAUAAUAAAAUUUCACGAUGGGGUGAUGGGUUUAUGUACAAGGGAAGGCUAAAAAAUGGACAAGGAGUAUCAAUCGCCAGACAUGAUUUUGAUUCCAGAUUCCAAGAUUUUAAAAUUUUAGUGGCAUUACUCGUAAAACUUGAACAUGAGAAUUUGCUUCAGUUGCUUGGAUAUUCCGUUGAAGGGACACAAGUAUUCCUUGUCUAUGAAUUUUCACUAUAUGAAAGUCUAGAUCGCGUGCUAUUUGAUCCUGAAGGUAUUCUUUUGGACUGGAAUAAGCGAAAAACAAUAAUACUGGCUGUUGCUAGGUUACUUCUUUACUUACACCAGAAUGAUGUCAUACAUGGUAAUGUCACACUUGGAAUCAUUCUUUUAGAUGAAAGUUUUGAUCCCAAAAUUUCAGAUUUUGGGCUUGUGAGAAGUUUACUGGUAGACGAGAUUAAUUGUGUCGAAGUGAAUCCAAUACGUGAGACCUUUUUAUACAUCACACCAGAAGUACAUCAGUCUAAUCGUGUGUCAACUAAGGCUGAUGUGUACAAAUUUGGUGUCUUGAUUUUGGAAACCAUGACUGGGCGUAAUAUACGCCGGCUCACAAGAAAAACUGUUUGGAAAGAUUGGUGGGAAGGAAAAUCUCAUUAUAUAAUUGAUCAUAGAAUUCAUGCCAAUUUCAGCGUUACAGCAAGAUUUAUCCUCAUUGGACUGCUGUGUAUUGCAAAAGUUGCAAACAGACCAACAAUGGAGGAAGUUGUUGCCAUGCUGACCAACAAGAAUCUCCCUAUAGGAAAACUACCUAUGCCAACAUGGAUUAUAGAAAAUGAUUUAGAUGAUACAACAGAUGCCCCAUAA